Molecule: messenger RNA, 918 nt
Organism: Protomyces lactucae-debilis
Lineage: Eukaryota; Fungi; Ascomycota; Taphrinomycetes; Taphrinales; Protomycetaceae
Exons: 2
Coding region: 82-813 (243 amino acids)
Source: RefSeq, a predicted model, not a curated record
CACUGGACCAGCUACCUACUACGAGGCUACAACUAGGCUACAACUAGGCUGCGAGUACUUAAGCUAGUAGGCUACUGCGCAAUGGCCUCGAGCCGCUGGAACAUGCUCAGGAAUGGCAGCUACAGAGAUCUCCUCCCAGUGGAACACAAUGACCGCGACACAGCAGAACAAGCGACCGCCGGGUCACGCAUGUGGGACAAACUGCUCAUGGCAACGGGUAGUGUGAGCAAGACCAUCGCCUCCCGUAUCAAAGACACAGGCUAUGAUUCUGCAGAUGACGAAGAGGGCGUGGAUACCCAUGUCAUCAAGUGCUUGAGGGAUUACUAUACCAAUGCCGGUGAUGGCAUACCGACGUGGCUCGGUGGGAUGGGGACGCUAUCUCAAGCGACGAGCACAGAUGCACGCUCGGGAUAUCCACAGCAGCAGCAGCAGCACGGAGGGACAUCGACACUCACGCGUAGCACAACCGGACAGUCGCGCAACAAGGUCUCUCUACGGGGCAUCUAUGAACAAGCACAAGAACGCACCGCCUCUCAACAGCGUAGUCCGCAACGUCCUGGAGACAGUGGUGCGCCGAUGACGAGUAUGACGAGACAACUGAGUAGUACCCAGCGCAGUGAUGGCGCUGGCAGUGUCCAGCCAGGUGUGUCUGCAGGCGAACGGUUCAGGGAGCGUAUGAAGCAGAAUCGCGCAACUGCUGCGACGAGUGGGCAUGGCAAUGGCGUACAGGCAGACCCAUCCAGAGAUGCUGGUCGUUUGAGACGCGCUGGAACAGGUCCUUCUGCUGCGCCUGGGUCUGGCAGUCGCUUCUGAUGACUUCUCUUCUUUGCUUUGAGCGACUGCGAUGGAUGAUUUCAUAGAUGACGACGACGACGAAUACCCAAUACCAAUACAUACGCUAUAUCUGUUAAUCUGCUC